GUUAUCCUUGACACCCUCUCAUCUUUUUUUUUUUCUUCUUCUUCUUCUUCUCUUUAUCUUUCUUCUCACUCACACACACACACACAAUCACUCAUCAUCACUACUGCUUCUUUCUCUGUCGGCGGCGACAGUGGCGGUAGUGGCCGCAGUCGUGAAAGUAGCACAAGCAUUAUUGCUGGUCAACAAGGCCAACACGCUCAAGCAGUGGCUACUCCUAUCGGAGGACGACGUGCUCGUCGUUAUUCCCUUCCUUCUUCUACUCCCUCGGCUUUGCAUCAGCAGCAACAUGGCAUUCUGCCGAGUAGUAGCUCCAUGCACAAUGACAACGAUGGCCAUGACAACAAGAACAACAACGUGAAUCAGCCCAUGCUGCAGCCACGACGAUCAGCUCGUAUCCGUCAAAGACCCUCUUCGCCUACGGAGGAUGAAGACGAGCAUCAUGAAAACGGUAGCAAACAACAAGGCGAACAAGAAGAUCAAAUCAUGGCAAAUGUUGACUAUCAAGAACAAGAACAAGGGGUCGGAAAAAGACAGCAGGGUGGUUCUUCUUUGAGUGGUACGCCUGCUCCCGGAUCUCCUGAGGGCAGCAGCACAACCGCAGGUCGACGCGGUGGAACACGUCAUGGGAUCCAGACGGAGAACGAGGACAGUCAGUUUGUACUGCGAUGGGUCCAAGACAACUACCAGUACGAGCAGGAUCACAAUGUCCCACGAAGCGGCAUGUACGAGCACUACCGAUCGACAUGCGAACGGUGUAACGCCAGCCCUGUCAAUUCCGCCACUUUUGGCAAGCUUAUCCGCCAUGUGUUUCCCGAGAUCUCCACCCGUCGGUUGGGCACUAGGGGGCAAUCCAAGUACCACUACUGUGGCAUCCGUCGUCGGGCUGGUCCAAAUCUAGCGCCGCCUCCUCCUUUCCAUCGUUCCCGGCACCAGCAACAACACCUGUAUCACGCUGAGACCGCAUCUUCUUCGACUACUGCUGCUGCUGCUGCUGCUCCUCCUCCGCCGCAGCAGCCACCCGCUUCUUCGACUUACUACAGUCAGCCAGUCUCAACCCGACGGAUUCGAGCAACUACAGGCACGAGACCUUACCAUCGUCGUCCCAGACCCAUGUCGCCUGACGACAACAGUCCGUCUGGUCCAAUGGAUAUUUCGGGUCCUUCUUCAUUUACUGAGCUUGCUGCAUCGCAUCGUCCUUAUCACCACUAUCUUCACCAUCAUCAGCAGCAGCAGCACCCAUUCAUGCCGCCGUCGUCACCUUCUCCUUCACCUACCGCUUCUUCGUUUCCUCCUCGUGCUCGAGGAGCAUUUGCUGGUGCCGGCAUUGUACAACACCAACAGCAGCAGCAGCAAGACAUGACCUCUUCUUCACUUGCUGCUGUGUCUCGUCCCACUGAUGCCACUUUAGCACAUCAACCAUCCAAACGAACGCGUCUGGGCGAUCCAGUCCCAGACUAUCCAUCAACCCCACGCACCGAUCUUCAUCUGCCAGCUUUCACUACGCUGACCUUUGCGAGCCAAAACGACACGAUGCACGAAUUUGCACAUGUGUACGAAAUGCACUGCACUGAGAUUUUGCACAUGAUUCGCAGUGGCCAGUUUCAAAGCAUCUACGGAGUCUUGGUUGGAUUUUAUCACAUGCUGCCUGACCGUUUCCGCACCUUGAUUGAUGAACAACCCCAAGCCGCGGACGCCAUCUGGCGCUGGGAUUGCGCCCUCUAUGACGCAGUCAUCGUGACCAUGCUGCCCACGAUCCAGUCUCCCUUGAGCUAUGAAAUGAACAAGGCCUUGCGUGAAUACACUCGCGAUCUUGAAAAUUACUUGAGCGAUUCGCUCCAUGGCUAUCCCGACAAUCUGCGUGAGCUCAAAACUGAUGUUGCCCGUAUCUUUGUCUCCAAGUUCCGUCGCCAUUUAAAGCUGAACCAGAUGGCCCAAGCAGCUGCAGCAUUGCUUCGUCGACCCAACACACUGGAGCCUAUGCGUCAAGACUGGGAUAGGGUGGAUGUUGCUUCGAUUUUGGACCAGACACAUUGGCCAUGUGAUUGUGAUAGCGCCGAGAUCCGUCGUAUCUUGGUCUUUGAUAUCACCAAUCUCUUGAACUCGGAGGCAAGCUUGGAUCAUUGGAUAUCUUGGAUGCAAGGCGUUGUCGAUCGCUACAUGACAACGCAUCAACAGAAGGCUGGUCGCAAUCACGGCUAUCUCAUUUUCUAUGCCAAGCAGUUUAUGCUCAAGUGGUCUGUGUAUACCUCGUUGAUUAUCAAGGACAUGACACUGACCGGUGCAAAAAGUAUUGAUCAAUUCAGAAUCUUGACGUUAUUCUUUGAUGACAUGAUGCAAUACUUGAUCGAGGAACGACUCGCAAAAGUGAUGGCAAGCAGUCCAUUUGCUCAGCAGCCAUUGACGGUAGCAGCUGCGGCAGCCGCACUCAAUACUACCAGUACUGGAGGCAGCAGUAGUAGUGCCCCCGCGACAUCUCCUCCUCCUUCAUCGGCACCAGCAGCAGCAAAAACAGGGGCAGAGGCAGCACAAGCUCGGGGUCAACAAACGUCAACAUCCACUGCUACCACUACUACUGCUGUUGCAAUGCUUGAUACGCCUCCCCCUUCCACCACUGCAUCUUCUCAUCGCGAGCAUCAUUCGCAAGAUCAGCAGCGGCAGCAGUCGCCUCCACAACAGCACCUUCGACAACCGACUCCAUCGCAAUCUUCGACCGCAACACAAUAAGACGCCAGGUCUUAUCUCAAACAAAAACUUUGCUACACGACCAUGCCACUCCACAGAAACUUAGCAAUAGCAGUAUAGCAGCGAAAAAAAAAGAAAAACACAUUUGCAUAUCCGUCGUAUUCACCUUCACCCUCUUCUUUUGCACACGAUAAUCUCUUCCUCUUGCGUAAUUCCUUUUCUUCCUCUGCACUCUUUCUUCCAAUAACAACCCCAUCUCAUCAAUUCACAGCCUUGAUUUUCCAAAUCUACUUGUGCGUUAGUAUUUUUCUUUUUUUGGCAUUUUACUGGAUUGAAUCCGCCCCCCCAAACACACUAUGCAGAAUCUCAGCAGAAAAUAAUAAAGGAUAUAUGUCUCGUCU
Zychaea mexicana is the source of this 3083-nucleotide messenger RNA. RefSeq lists its product as uncharacterized. NCBI's taxonomy places the organism in Eukaryota, Fungi, Mucoromycota, Mucoromycetes, Mucorales, Lichtheimiaceae. The coding region runs from base 313 to 2724 and encodes 803 amino acids. The transcript has 8 exons. Gene Ontology annotation, molecular function: DNA-binding transcription factor activity, RNA polymerase II-specific; RNA polymerase II cis-regulatory region sequence-specific DNA binding. The record is from RefSeq and is a predicted model, not a curated record. Gene Ontology annotation, biological process: regulation of transcription by RNA polymerase II.